GUGAAACUUUCGCAAACAAUGCUGAAAUAGAAUCAUUACGUUCCAUAGGCAAAAAAUCCAAUGGAAGGCAAAAGAAUGAAAAGCCAAGUCAAUCAAGCCAAUGUCCAAAGUCCAUAGGCCACGUAGUAGCAAUCUUCUCGGCGCGUCAACCUGCAUUGCUUACUGGCUGCUCUGUUUGACCUUCGUGCCCUCAAUCAAAAGCUCUCCUUUUCUGUUCUCAUAUGCCUAUUUUAUACUCGAGCUGCGUAGCCACUGACACUCUGUUUGAAUCAAUAUUAGCCAUAUUAAGGCAAAACAAAUUUCUCCCUGUCCCUUGGAAUUAAAGAAAAAUGUUGUCUGAUGGUGGUGACAGAAUGGCACUGCCAUCUCAUGUGGUCCCAAACGGCAGCGCUUCACAGGACUCCGGCCAUGCCCGUCUCCAUGAACUUGGCUACAAACAAGAGCUCAAGCGUGACCUCUCGCUGCUUUCAAAUUUUGCCUUUUCAUUUUCAAUCAUAUCGGUGCUUACCGGUGUGACCACUCUUUACAACACUGGACUCAAAUACGGUGGUCCAGUUUCUGUUGUUUAUGGAUGGCUUAUAGCUGGUUCUUUCACCAUCUUUGUUGGGUUGUCCAUGGCUGAGAUUUGUUCUUCCUACCCAACUUCUGGGGGUCUAUACUAUUGGAGUGCCAAGCUUGCUGGCCCAAGAUGGGCACCCUUUGCUUCUUGGCUCACUGGCUGGUUCAACAUAGUUGGUCAGUGGGCAGUCACAACGAGUGUGGAUUUCUCACUUGCACAGCUGAUUAACGUGAUCAUUCUCCUUAGCUCAGGUGGAAGAAAUGGUGAUGGUGUUUCGGGAGAUAAAUAUGUAGUCAUUGGUAUCCAUGGAGGAAUUUUGUUUCUACAUGCUCUCAUAAACAGUCUUCCCAUCUCGUACUUAUCUCUCUUUGGACAGCUAGCUGCUGCAUGGAAUAUUGUAGGUGUCUUUGUCCUUAUGAUUCUCAUUCCCUGUGUUGCAACGGAGAGGGCAAGUGCCAAGUUUGUGUUCACUCACUUCAACACUGAUAAUGGGGAUGGAGUCAACAACAAAGUUUACAUUUUUGUUCUGGGACUCUUAAUGAGUCAGUAUACCAUAACUGGCUAUGAUGCAUCUGCCCAUAUGACAGAAGAAACCAAGAAUGCUGAUACAAAUGGACCAAAAGGAAUAAUUAGUUCCAUCGUGAUAUCUAUUAUCGUUGGAUGGGGUUAUAUACUCGGGAUCACCUUUGCUGUUACUAACAUCCCAUACCUUUUGGAUGAGACUAAUGAUGCUGGUGGUUAUGCCAUUGCUGAAAUAUUUUACCUGGCAUUCAAGAGUAGAUAUGGCAGUGGAGUUGGAGGAAUUAUAUGCCUGGGAGUCGUUGGUGUUGCCAUAUUCUUCUGUGGUAUGAGUUCAGUUACUAGCAACUCCAGGAUGGCUUAUGCAUUCUCUAGAGAUGGAGCCAUGCCAUUUUCAUCAUUUUGGCAUAAAGUGAAUAAGCAUGAAGUCCCAGUAAACGCAGUUUGGCUUUCAGCCUUGGUAUCAUUUUGCAUGGCACUGACAUCUCUUGGAAGCCUUGUGGCAUUUAAUGCCAUGGUAUCUAUAGCAACCAUUGGACUGUACAUUGCUUAUGCCCUACCCAUCUUCUUGAGGGUGACCUUGGCACGCAAAUCCUUUGUCGCAGGACCUUUCAACUUGGGACGCUACGGGGUCCUUAUUGGUUGGAUUUCAGUGCUUUGGGUAGCAACCAUCACGGUCCUCUUUUCGUUGCCUGUUGCCUAUCCAAUUACUAUUGAGACACUCAACUAUACUCCUGUUGCAGUUGGGGGUUUGUUACUUAUUACAGUUUUAGCUUGGAUCUUGCGUGCUCGGCACUGGUUUAAAGGUCCUAUAACCAACAUAAAUGAAUGAACUUGUGUAUAUUCAGUGAUUUUCAUUUCUUCCAAUCAUCUAUAGAAAAAGAUUAUUUUUUAAGCAAGGCAUCUGCUGCAAUUUACUUCUUUUUAAUUAUAUUAAAAGCUGAUGACUUAAUUUG
This is a messenger RNA of Prunus persica (peach), 2034 nucleotides long. RefSeq names its product amino-acid permease BAT1 homolog. Bases 330 to 1910 code for a protein of 526 amino acids. Lineage: Eukaryota; Viridiplantae; Streptophyta; Magnoliopsida; Rosales; Rosaceae. Gene Ontology annotation, biological process: gamma-aminobutyric acid transport; transmembrane transport. Gene Ontology annotation, molecular function: L-lysine transmembrane transporter activity; L-alanine transmembrane transporter activity; L-glutamate transmembrane transporter activity. Gene Ontology annotation, cellular component: membrane. The record is from RefSeq and is a predicted model, not a curated record. The transcript is spliced from 8 exons.